AUGACGCGUUGGAUUUGGGAGGAGUUUGCAUGGCAGAGUACUUGUGACGCCUUUGGGGCGCAAAUCUCUGGCCGUGGAGAGUGCGAAGAAGGCGACCCUGGGCAAGAGCUGCCGGCCGUUGCCAAGCAGCAGUUCAACCAGGUGUUCAAAGAAGUCUGUCGCAUCGAGCAGAGCUUGGCAGGACAAAGGCUUGCCGCUGAUUUAGCAUCUGCCAGUGCGGCCCACCGUGACGCGCUUCGCGCGGCGGCGGAGCGUCGACGCCGUGCGGUGCGCUCGUUGCUGGCGGAGCGCCGGGCACGCUAUCAGGCCAAUGCUCCAGCUCACUCGGAGCCUCCACUUCCGAUCCUGCUCGGCCAUGAAAGCCGCGAGUCAGCGCUUCAGCUGAUUGAUAAGAUCGAGGCUAAGAUUCGGCCGUGA
Molecule: messenger RNA, 417 nt
Organism: Symbiodinium natans
Lineage: Eukaryota; Dinophyceae; Suessiales; Symbiodiniaceae
Source: the annotation of a GenBank genome assembly